AUGAAAAGAGCCUUGAAGUUCAAAUACAUCUAUCGGGAAGUCACAAUCACUAACGUGAAACGCUUGGUAGACCAAGGUUCACAGAACCAGCCAGCAGACUACAAUAUCAAGACCGAGGACAUCAAGCUAGACCUCACUGCUGGAAAGGGUCGCCCAGAAUGGGUCUUCUCUGCAUACGCGCCCCUUCGCGAUCUCCCGCGUCAGCUUUUUGGAGGUCCCCAACGUGAACAGAGCAUGGAAGAAAUGCGCCUUCGUCACUACCAGCUUACAGCAGCUGGCAACAUGGACCAAGCUGUCCAGGAGGCUCAAGCCUUGUGGACGGAAUCUGUGAGCCAGAUGGAUGUGGCAUUGAACGAUCUCAAUGGGGCAGUCAAAUACAUCGUUGAUGGUGCCAAUGAACACCCAAAUCGUAUUGAAAUCGUCGCUGGGAACACUGGUGCCAAUACAAAUCAAUCACCAGCACCUGCCCAGUCUGCCUUCGGCCAGCCUUCACAAAGCCAAUCCUCUAAUGCAUUUGGAAGUGCUUCUUCUGGCUGGGGGAAACCUGCAGCACCUAGUCAACCAUCAGGGUUCGGGCAGCCAUCCGCCUUGGGACAAACCUCAGCAUUUGGGCAACCUUCAACCCUUGGGCAACCUUCUGGUCAAGCCUCGGGUUUCGGGCAGCCAUCCGCCCUGGGGCAAACCUCAGCCUUUGGACAACCCUCGAAUGUGGGAGCACAGAGUGGAUUCGGAAAGCCAGCAUUUGGUCAAUCUGGAUCGGGAUUCGGCCAGGCUGCCAACAACCAGCCAGCGUUCGGACAAACCGCAUUUGGGCAAACAUCGGCUCCAGCAGCACCCUUCGGUGGUGCAGCAGCAUCGGCUUCCCCAUUUGGUGGCCUGAACCAACAGAGCGCCAAUCCUUCCCCGUUUACUACCAAUCAGCCUGCUGCACCCGCGAAUGGUUCUCCAUUCGGACAAGUAGGAAGUCAACAACCAGCUGCUGCACCCUCUGGUUUUGGGCAACCAUCAGCUCAACAGCCAGAUGCUGCACCCUCUGGUUUCGGUCAGCCAUCAACAGGCGCCUUUGGUCAACCUUCCCAGACAACUACACCUUUCGGUCAACCUCAACAACAGCCGGCUCAGCCCAAUCCAUUUGGACAGCCCUCCGCCCCCGCAGUAGCCAACCCAUUCGGAGCACCGCAACAACCUGCAGCUUCCUUUGGCCAAGCAGCCGCCCAGCAAGCAGCCGCCCCGCAAGAUGUGCGGGCCGAUCUUGGCCCGCCUGCAUUAAUGCAGAUCGAUGAUCCUAAUGAACUGAACCCCCUCCCUCGUUUGCAGGGCGAAACAAGACGUGACCCCAUGUCCAAUCGCCUUGUUUUGUGGAAAGGCCAGCGGGUGCAAUACGUUGACAACGAAUAUCCCUGCUAUAUACACCCCCAAGAUAACAAGACUCUGGUUCGCAUCAACUUUCCUGAUGGACCACCAUUUCUUGCAACUCUCCGUGACUCUCAAGGCAAAGAACAGGAAUACACACCGGAAGUCGAAGAGAUGUAUCAGUUCUUUCUGAACAAUGGAUACUUCAAGGAUGGCAUCAUCCCAGCAGUACCACCGAAGAAAGAAUGGGUCAGCUUCGACUUUUAA
Molecule: messenger RNA, 1620 nt
Organism: Penicillium angulare
Lineage: Eukaryota; Fungi; Ascomycota; Eurotiomycetes; Eurotiales; Aspergillaceae
Product: FG-nucleoporin nup42
Exons: 2
Coding region: 1-1620 (539 amino acids)
Source: RefSeq, a predicted model, not a curated record